UGUUAGAUCGAAACUGGUACUCAGCCAUGAUAGUAUAAAACAGUCAGUAAACAACUGAACAGAGCCUGUGCAUUGAAUGACAUUUAUGGUUUGAAGUGAAUAUAAGGUUUCAGCAGUUUUUUAUACUGCGAAAAUGUCGAUAAUCCUUAAUCUCGUUAUUCUUGCCAUGGUCGUUCAUGUUUCUCAAGCCGCCUCACUUAAGUUUGAAAGGGAAUUAAUUCAGGCUACGACGGAUACUCAAGAUCUUGGUUUCAUAUGUAAGAACAAGGAAUGUAAGGAAUGCUUGAAAUUCACCACGACAGACACGAUGUGCAUUGUGGCAACUGUGAGAUUUGGUCAUGCCGGGAAAAUACGGUUAAGGAUGACUUUGAAUACCAAAUUGUUGGUAGAAGGCGAUAUUACAGGACCUGCUGCUCGGUCGUUUUGUUCUCGUAAUGUUCCCAUUAUAAAUAUAGAGGAAAUAUGUCUAAUCCCGAAAGAUGUGGACAUGGCAAAACUGCACUCUUGCCUCGAUCUUUCCGUGAAGUAUAAAGGAAAGACGUACACCAAUUCUAUUGGCUGUUUCACCAUUCUGGGUAUGUUGGUUCAAGAUCGCAUCGGCACUGCUUUUGUUUCAGCUGGUGAAGACGGUAUUCCCAUCAAUGAUAGUAGAACAUAUGGCUUUGAUGAUUCCCCUGAAGUCGUGGACGAUGAUAUUGACGGGAGCGCCAUUUGUCACAAGGGAAUAUGCAAGAUUUGUAAAACUUACACACAUUGUAAAGCGUGUGUAAUUGCAAAGGCCGUACACAACGCGAUGGAAGUAAAGCUGGUUGCGAGCAGACAUGUAGUUGUAAAAGGAAAGAUUGCAAACAAUACUGAUGUCUCUUUCUGUAUUCAUCACGUCAGGAAGCACCCUGACAUCAAAUUUGUCUGUAUUGUUGCCAGGAACAUCAGUAUUAAAGAUAUGUCAGCCUGCGUCAACAUCACAGUUCAGGUAAAACAGAGCACAUUCAACGAGUCAUUUGGUUGUUUCAAAAUACCAAACAAAGCUGACGCAAUGCAGCCGUUAGUCUCUCUCGACUCUGAGGACAUCGAUGUGGAAACGGAUUAUAUGGACUCAGAGAACAUCGACGUACUAGCGGAUUCUUUCGGCUCCGACAAGGACGAUGUCAAGGCUGAUACUCUCGAGUAAGACGUUUUCAGUCAUAUUGGAGCAGAGGACAAUGAUCCUUCAACAAGGCUUCAGAAAGCGAUGCUGACCUUUUUGAAAAGUCUGCAAGACAAAACGGCAAUAUAACGAGGACGAAUUGUUUUUGAACUCGAGACUUUAUACUUUCUUUGUAUGUUGUGCUUUCUUUAAGACCUUUCCAAAAUUGUAGUCGUCUGCAUGCAAUCUUUCUGAGAGUCAAUGAAAGUGUUCGUGAUGUGAUUCUAUGAUACUGAGCCCCGAGACUAAUGUGUGUAUAUUUUUGUUGUAUUUUGUGCUUCCUAUUCAACAAUGUAGUCGCCUGCUACCAAUCACUCUGAUAGUUAAUGAAAGUUUACGUUGAGCGCCCAAUUUGGUAUUAUUCAAUCAUACCGAGACUCGAGAGUGCUGUGUGUAUACUUAUGUCAUAUGAUGUGCUUUUCCUAUAAGACAUUUUCAAAAAUGUGUUUUGCUUUCAAUCACUAUGACAGUAUAUGUAUGUGUACCUAAUAGGGUGCGGUAAAUGUACUUUUUUUGCUUUACAUGUAGCAAUUAUACGAUUAUUUUGAGUGUACAGAUACAUUGCCUGAACUGUUACGUCUGUUGCUUUAGUUAUAGUUUAUAUUUUGGUGUGUGAUAUUUCAUAUAUAUAUCAUCCUUUAACUCAUCUACUUAUUGAGCCUAUUCACUUAACACGCUUAUAUGACCCUUCACUAAAUAAAGAUGAUACCGCAUGAAAGGCAA
Messenger RNA from Mya arenaria, 1909 nucleotides. RefSeq lists its product as uncharacterized. NCBI's taxonomy places the organism in Eukaryota, Metazoa, Mollusca, Bivalvia, Myida, Myidae. The record is from RefSeq and is a predicted model, not a curated record. The transcript has 9 exons. The coding region runs from base 134 to 1171 and encodes 345 amino acids.